This is a messenger RNA of Neohortaea acidophila, 1314 nucleotides long. RefSeq names its product ergosterol biosynthesis ERG4/ERG24. Bases 1 to 1314 code for a protein of 437 amino acids. NCBI's taxonomy places the organism in Eukaryota, Fungi, Ascomycota, Dothideomycetes, Mycosphaerellales, Teratosphaeriaceae. Gene Ontology annotation, molecular function: 7-dehydrocholesterol reductase activity. Gene Ontology annotation, biological process: cholesterol biosynthetic process; brassinosteroid biosynthetic process. The transcript is spliced from 5 exons. The record is from RefSeq and is a predicted model, not a curated record. Gene Ontology annotation, cellular component: endoplasmic reticulum membrane.
AUGAGACAAGUCACCUGGGGCCGCGCAAGCAAGGCCGGGCUAACUACCAGUAUCGGCGCCCUCUUCAUGGUAGUGUCUGCACCUCUCUGGGUCCACCUCGACUGGAUAGCACUGGAGUAUUUCGACGCAUCUCUCACGACCACCCUCCGCGCGCUCAUGUCCAAAGGCCCCAUCACCUUCGUUCAAGAAUACUCUCCACACCCAUCCUAUCAAGCAGCACUCGGCUACACGGCGUGGCUCGCUCUCCAAUCGCUCCUGUACAGCUAUCUACCUGGGCCGAAAUGCUUGGGCCAACGCACCCCUGGCGGACAUCAGUUGUCGUACACAACGAAUGGACUGACGGCGUGGUACAUCACGCAUAUUGCUUUCCUAGCUGGGGCCCUUCUUGGUCUUUUGGAUCCGGCGAGUAUCGCGAAGCAUUGGCAGGGACUACUCGUCGCUGCUAAUGCGUAUGGCUUUGCGUUGGCAGUCCUUGCUCCACUGAAAGGGUAUUGGUGUCCGACUUAUCGUGAGGAUUGCAAGAUCAGCGGUGAGCAACACCCGCUCUUGGAUGUCGAACUGAAUCCGAGGAUUGGGAAACACUAUGAUCUCAAGUUCUUCCACAAUGGCCGACCGGGUAUUGUAGCCUGGACAUUGAUCAACUUCUCGUGGGCCGCAUACCAACGUGAACGACUCGGAUACGUGACCAAUCCAAUGCUCCUCGUCAUCGCCCUGCAAACCCUCUACGUCGUCGACUUCUUCAUCAACGAAAACUGGUACACGAGAACAAUCGACAUCUCCCACGACCACUUCGGUUUCAUGCUAGCCUGGGGCGACACCACCUUCCUCCCAACAACCUACACCCUGCAAGCCCAAUACCUCGCCCGCAACCCAAUACACCUCACCCCGCUCCACACCCUCGCAAUUCUCGCAACAGGCCUGACAGCCUACGCCAUCUUCCGCUCCGCCAAUCACCAACGCGACCACGUGCGCACCCACAACGGCGCAGCGCGCCUCUGGGGCCGACCAGCUACGUUCAUACGAGCUUCCUACUCUACCUCCGACUGGCAAGUGCACCACACUAUCCUUCUCACCUCGGGAUGGUGGGGCGUCGUCCGGCAUGCGAACUAUUUCGCCGAUCUGCUGCUUGCGGCGGCUAUGUGUGCGACGUGUGGCGUGACGCAUGUGCUGCCUUGGACGUAUUUCUUUUUUAUGGGGGUGCUGUUGUGGCAUCGGUGUGGGAGGGACGAGAGGCGGUGUCGGGCGAAGUAUGGGGCGUUUUGGGCAGAGUAUUGUGAGAAGGUGCCGUGGAGGCUGGUGCCGGGGGUGUAUUGA